AUGUUACGACACAUCAGAUUCGUGACUAGGCGUUUCCGAGGGGAAGCACUCGAUGAGAUUUUACAUGAGAAUGGUUGUGUUAAUGUUGAUGGUGAAUUGGAUUUUGUUAGUGGUGGAUGCUUGGAUAUUGUUGAAUAUAACAACACAGUUGUUGAUGAAGAUUCUGAGUUUGAAGAAGUUGAAUACGUUGAUGAAGAUACGGAUGAAGAUGGUGAAUUUGACGGAGGUGAAUACGAUGAUGAAGAUGCGGAUGAAGAUUGUGAGUUUGAUGAAGGUGAAUACCAUGACGAGAGUGGUUUUGGUGAUAUUGGUGGACACAAAUAUUGGAAUACAUGUGGAAGUGAUGGGGAAGGUUUGAGAUGGAGUUCGGAUAUUUUGAAUGAAUCAAUAUUUUCAGAUCAAAUUCCAGACGAAUCACUUGUUGUUGAAGACAUUACAAAGAUCCACAUGUUUAACUUGCAAAAUGAUUAUGUUUCGAAGCUGCAAUUUGAAAGUCUAGAAAUUGCUUACAAAUUUUACUAUUAG
Vicia faba (fava bean) is the source of this 525-nucleotide messenger RNA. The record is from the annotation of a GenBank genome assembly. Lineage: Eukaryota; Viridiplantae; Streptophyta; Magnoliopsida; Fabales; Fabaceae.